This is a messenger RNA of Cavenderia fasciculata, 744 nucleotides long. RefSeq lists its product as uncharacterized. The transcript has 2 exons. The coding region runs from base 1 to 744 and encodes 247 amino acids. Lineage: Eukaryota; Evosea; Eumycetozoa; Acytosteliales; Cavenderiaceae. The record is from RefSeq and is a predicted model, not a curated record. Gene Ontology annotation, molecular function: GTPase activity; GTP binding.
AUGCAAGGAAAUGGUGGAUGUUGUGGUCCCAAUUGUUACCAACAAGAUCACAAGAUAGAUGAACCUAUUAAAGUCAGCCAACCAGGUGGACUAUUCACAGGUCGAACUACAUUUAAAGCAGUGUUGGUUGGAUCAUCCAAUGUCGGAAAGACAACGCUACAACAUCGAAUCGGUGGUACACCAAUCGAUUGUGUGACCUCUACAAUAGGUGCUGCUUUCUAUCAAGUUACACUUAGAGGAGCCAUUUAUGAAAAUGAAGCUCUUAAAAUGAAUCUUUGGGAUACUGGAGGAAUAGAGAAAUUUAAUGAAUUUAAUCUAUCUGCAUUAUAUUUUAGAGGUGCAGACUUUAUCUUUUUAGUGUUUGAUCUAUUUGAUCGUAAAUCUUUUAUAGAUUUACCUCUAUGGUUGGAAAAUGCCAAUCGAGUAGACAGUGCUCGUCGCAUACCACCAUACACAAUUCUCAUUGGCAACAAAACGGAUUUGGAAACAAAGAAAAGAGAGAGACUCGUAACACUGGAUGAAGCUCAAACAUUUGCUUUGACAAGAGGACUACAAUACAUUGAAACUAGUGCUAUCCGAAAUGAGAAUUGUGAAGAAAUUAAAGAGUUGGUCAUGCAACAUAUCAACAAAACAAUUAAAAAAGAAAAAGAAAAGAAAGAAAAUAGAGCAAUGGAAAAGGAAAAGGAAAAAGAAAAGGAAAUAGAGGGGUCAUCGUCGUUGGACGGACAAAAGAAGAACAAAUAA